Molecule: messenger RNA, 2690 nt
Organism: Nasonia vitripennis (jewel wasp)
Lineage: Eukaryota; Metazoa; Arthropoda; Insecta; Hymenoptera; Pteromalidae
Gene: Gat-1B
Product: sodium- and chloride-dependent GABA transporter 1
Exons: 14
Coding region: 279-2246 (655 amino acids)
Biological process (GO): sodium ion transmembrane transport
Cellular component (GO): membrane
Source: RefSeq, a predicted model, not a curated record
AGCUUAGUUUUGGUUUAGAGACUCGUCGGUGCGCGCGACGACGGUUUUAAAAAUCGAGUUGCCGGAAGAGAUUGAAUUUUUUUUGGUUUUGCUUUUGAGCGAGUGAGAGAAGAAAAUUCUGUUGGAUAUCGUUUGCGACUUUAGGUUCCACCCGUGGCGCGAAGUAAUGAGGAUGAGGUGAAUUGGCUCGCACGCGCGCGCCUGUGUGCACACAAGCCAUCAGCCGUCUAUAGUACGUCGAGUAGCAAAAGCCGAAGCCGAAGAGGAAAGGCAGAGAAAUGCCGUCGAUCGAGCAGCAGCAGCGCGUCGACAGGUCGACGAGCCCGCUGCCGCAGAAACCACCACCGCCUCAUCAUCAGGUCACCAGUCCACUGGCUAGCAGUCCCGUUCAGGAGCUCAAAGCUCUUUUUGCCGAACCGAGUGUUCAGGCGAGCACUGGGAAACCGCCACAGCAAGAGUUCAAGCUCGAAGCGAUCGAGAGCUUGCAGCUGGAACGUCAGGACGAGGAUAUACCUGAGAGAGGAUCAUGGGGCAGCAAGGUGGAGUUCAUCCUGUCGGUCGUGGGCCUGGCAAUAGGUCUGGGGAACCUAUGGAGAUUUCCAUAUCUGUGUUACAAGAACGGCGGCGGAGCAUUUAUGGUUCCGUACUUUAUAGCGCUGGCAUUGGCUGGGGUGCCGAUGUUCUUAAUGGAAUUGGCCUUAGGACAGAUGAUGACCAUCGGAGGCCUCGGUGUAUUUAAAAUAGCUCCCAUUUUUAAAGGAAUUGGAUAUGCGACGUGUGUCCUAUCCUGCUGGACGAACAUCUACUACAUUAUCAUUCUGGCGUGGGCCCUCUUCUACUUCUUGGUGUCCCUCCGUGCCGACGUUCCAUGGAGGACAUGCGAGAACUCGUGGAACUCCAAGUUCUGCAUAACGCCACUCGAGCGUUUGAAAACUUCUUGCUGGUCGAGCUACGGCGACACGGUAUGCCAGACAUCCAUCGGAAACUUGAGCCACAAGCUGCUCAAAGAUCCGGUCAAGGAGUUCUGGGAGAGGCGAACGCUGCAGAUUUCCGACGGGAUCGAGGAUGUCGGUGGCAUCCGAUGGGAGCUUGCCGGUACCCUAGCUAUCGUCUGGAUCAUGUGCUACUUCUGCAUCUGGAAAGGGGUCAAGUGGACCGGAAAAGUCGUCUACUUCACGGCGCUGUUCCCUUACUGCCUGUUGGUGGUGCUGCUGGUGCGCGGGCUGACACUUCCGGGCGCCAUGGAGGGUCUCAAGUACUACGCGACGCCUAAUCUCUCGAAAUUGGGCGAGCCCGAGGUAUGGAUCGACGCCGUGACCCAAAUCUUCUUCUCCUACGCCCUGGGACUCGGUGCCCUGGUGGCCCUUGGCAGCUACAACAAGUUCAACAACAACGUCUACAAAGACGCCCUGAUCGUGUGCACGGUGAAUUCCUGCACGAGUAUGCUAAGCGGAGUCGUGAUCUUCUCGGUCGUGGGCUUCAUGGCACACGAGCAACAGAAGCCCGUCGCCGAAGUAGCCGCCUCGGGACCCGGUUUGGCCUUCCUCGUGUAUCCGUCCGCUGUACUGCAGAUGCCCGGAGCGCCUAUGUGGUCCUGUCUCUUCUUUUUCAUGCUGCUGUUGAUCGGUCUAGAUAGCCAGUUCUGCACAGUCGAGGGCUUCAUCACGGCGGCGGUGGACGAGUGGCCGCGACUGCUGCGAAAAAGAAAGGAAAUAUUCAUAGCGAUCGUCUGCUUCCUAUCCUACAUAAUCGGUCUCUCUUGCAUUACCGAAGGCGGCAUGUACGUCUUCCAGCUUCUCGACUCUUACUCCGUAAGCGGUUUCGUCCUGCUCUUCCUCAUGUUCUUCGAGUGCGUCUCCGUCUCGUGGGCUUUCGGCGUUAAUCGCUUCUACGACGGCAUACGCGACAUGAUCGGCUAUUACCCCUGCUUCUGGUGGAAGAUUUGCUGGACCGUCACCGUUCCAGCCAUUUGCUUGGGCGUCUUCACGUUCAACGUCGUGAAAUUCAGUCCGGUAAAGUACCUCGAUUACGAGUACCCCUGGUGGAGCCACGUACUCGGCUGGAUGAGCGGACUCUCGUCGAUGCUCUGCAUACCCGGCUACGCGAUUUACCUCUGGUGCGUCACCCCCGGAACGGCAGCCGAGAAAUUCCGGAAACUGGUCAGGAUAGACGACGACAUAGCGACUCUCCGCGAGAAGCUCAACCCCAUCAAAGCCGCCGAGAUCAAGUCUCAGUUCAAUCUGUAGAGAGGCUGGCUGAGAGACAAAGUUGAGUUACCACUUUUUCUGUAACGUACAAUUGCUGUACUGCCGAGUAGCGAGAGAGAUCGAUGUCGCCGGAGAAAAAAGAGACCAAAAACUACGUCGCCAAAGAUGUGUACUACGGAAUAUAUCUCUCUUUACGCAUUAUGAUGUAAUAGAUAUUAUGAUUUUUAGGGAAUGUUUUAUAGCGCGCGACCAUUCCAUUUUUAAGGGCAUUGCUCGAAGGUUUUAUUUUCUUAACUUUUGCUCAGUGCGCCUUUGAAAAUGGACGACGGAUUUUUAUAUUUAAGAUAGAGAGACCUGUCGAUAAACUAGCAUUUCGUAUAUUAUACGCUUUAGAGUCUAUUAUUAAGAGUUGACGAGCAGUACCUUCGAUUUGACAAUCUUUGACACACGCCUGUUAUGAGAAUUAUAUAUAUAUAUAUAUAU